GCCACUCGAAGCGUCCGGCGAGCAGCAGAAGGAGGAAGGAACCCUGACCAGAACCGACCUUUACGUCACAGACAACAGGCUGGACCCACAUCCCAUAAGGCUUAAUCGCCCAGAUUCUCCAGCUGGUGAGCCUUUGUUUGAGACUCUUCCCGUGUACCUGCUGGACUCGCUGCCCGUCUGGCUGUGCUGAGCGAUGAAGAUUCCACUGUGGUACCUGGUGGUGCUGCUGGCAAGUCUCUUCACCCCUGGACGCAGCGACUGCCAGGGGGAAUGUGUGGCCUGUGGUGUGCUCCUGCAGCAGCAGCAGCUGGAGCAAGUCUUCAACACCAUGGUGUGCUUGUUGGAGUGCGAGGGUCACGUCUCCUCCUCCCUCACAUGGGAGGUGUGUCGACGUGCCGUGUCCCGCCAUCCCACUCUCUCUGAGGGGGCCGCUUUGUUCAAGAGAACGGGGGAGGAGCUGCAGCUGACCUCCCUCGACCUGGACUCGGACGGCGAGCCGGCCGCCGACGAGGCGCCCUUUGAGCAACGCGGCGUCCGGUACGACUCAUCGCCGAUGGAAUCCGAGGAGGAUGGGGAGGGCCCGCGGGGUCCGGUCCUGAGUCUGCUGGCGGACGGCGAGAGGGAGGUGAGGAACGUGGGGAGUGACGGCCAGCAGGAAGGGUUGAGCGAGGACGAGGGCUCGGAGGCCGUCGUCUUGUCCAAACGCUUUGGCGGCUUUCAGAGGGGGCGCCACGGAUACAGGAAGCUGAUCGGCUCGCCCAUGAGGGCCCUACAAAAGCGCUACGGCGGCUUCAUAGGCGUCCGGAAAUCCGCCCGCAAGUGGAACAGUCAGAAACGGAUGAACCAGCUGCUCAGGCAGUAUCUGGGCAUGAGGAGCAGCCGCAGCGGCAGGUUCAACAGCGCCCCUGUAACCCGGGUUUGGAGGCAAAACCAACUGUAGUGUGUAUCCGUUUGCCCCCCCCUCCAGUUAUCUCAACCAAUCACGUUUUGUGCAGCUCACUCACACCUUGAAGAGCGCCGGCAUCGUCACCAGAAGAACAGGACUCCGCCAUCUCGCGACACCUCAGAAACAGGGAAUGUUUUUGCCGGUGAUGUCCUUCUUAUCAAGCACAUUUCAUGCCAUUCUGUAAAAAUAAAAGAAUUAGAGGAAGUGCAAUCGGAUAUAUAUUUUUGUGUGUCGGCAUCAUAAGAAAAGGGCCAAACGAGAGAUUAGAAAACUGGUUCACCGCGAGCCUUUUCACCAGAGGUGACAUUUAAAAUCAUGUUGAAUGCACUUUCAAUGUGUGGAUGGAUGCUUUGUUUGCACUGCGUGGUAUGAGAGCUGUUACUAAUGUACAGCUCUCUAUGUUACGACAUCAAAUUAAAAUUGUAUUUUGGGAUGAAACAAAUCCCAAACAAUUAUUAUUAUAUUAUUUUCAGAUUGCUAAUAAAUUAAACACAAUGGAUAUGAUUUUUUUUAUUGUAAAACUCUCGAUCUCUCCUACCCCCCUUCUAUUGUUCUCAUUGCUUCUAUCUGAGAUUUGACCCCUGAAAAAAGUAUUUCCCCUUCCCUUUAUUCCUGUAUUCUAAUUCUGCACCAUUUACACUGGUUUACAUAUAUGUAAUAUCAAUGUAAUGUUUACAUAUCAAUGUAAACCCCGCAAGUGAUGAGUUUCUCUUCCGGGAAGCAGCAGGUUGGCAGGCUCACUCCUCUCAGUGGAACAAUACUGCCCUCUAGCGUCCCCCUUGGGUACUGACUGCUAUCUCCCCUGUAAUAUUUCAUUUCUCUUUGGAUUUUUGAGAUGUCAAACAUACAGAGACACUAGAUUUAUGUCUGAUGCUGAUACGUCCUUCACUGUCAAACUUAACGAUCAGAAAAUUCCUGAGACCAGAGCUAACCAUUAUGCCCCAUUCUGACAGUAUUAUUAGUGCCUGUCUAUCAGCCGUCUAAGGGACUGUACGACAAUGAUGUGGGUGGGGGCUGAACCUUAUGGUUCCCUUUUUUAUAAAAGCAGUUAUUAAUAUUUUUUUUGGACCCUCCCACUCACCCAAAAAAAAAUAAAGCUGGCACACUAUUUCUAAAAAAAAACCCAAAACUGAAUUUGUUCAAUUAAUUUCACAAGUGUAGAGAAUUGACCCUUCGCUAAGCCCCGCCCUCAGACUGGUACAUCAUAGUGAGGGGGGUUUCAAAGGGGGUUUCAAAUAUUUAUUGUGUUCUGGCUGGUUUAGUGGAUUGGGAGCUAGUCCUGGUUAAAUGUUGUGUACUCGUGAGACUCGGUAUCCGGGGAGGAGAUAUCCAUGUCCACGUAAGCAGCUGCGGAGCUAACAUUAGCAUAGUUUACAGGGACACCGUUGUUCCUCCAUGUGGUGCUAACGUUAGCACAGUUUACAGGAACACUGUCGUCCACAUGUGGAGCUAAGGUUAGCACAUUUUACAGGAACACUGUUAUCUAGAUAAACACCUGUGGAAUUAACAUUAGCACAGUUUAUAGGAACACCGUUAUUCCUCCAUGUGGAGCUAACGUUAGCACAGUUUAUAGGAACACCGUUAUUCCUCCAUGUGGAGCUAACGUUAGCACAGUUUACAGGAACACCGUUAUUCCUCCGUGUGGAGCUAACGUUAGCACAGUUUACAGGAACACCGUUAUUCCUCCGUGUGGAGCUAACGUUAGCACAGUUUACAGGAACACCGUUAUUCCUCCGUGUGGAGCUAACGUUAGCACAGUUUACAGGAACACCGUUAUUCCUCCAUGUGGAGCUAACGUUAGCA
Pseudoliparis swirei is the source of this 2749-nucleotide messenger RNA. It is a transcript of the gene pnocb, whose product is annotated as prepronociceptin b. The transcript is spliced from 3 exons. Bases 194 to 940 code for a protein of 248 amino acids. Gene Ontology annotation, biological process: chemical synaptic transmission; neuropeptide signaling pathway; sensory perception. NCBI's taxonomy places the organism in Eukaryota, Metazoa, Chordata, Actinopteri, Perciformes, Liparidae. Gene Ontology annotation, cellular component: neuronal cell body; plasma membrane; axon terminus. Gene Ontology annotation, molecular function: opioid receptor binding. The record is from RefSeq and is a predicted model, not a curated record.